This is a messenger RNA of Ochotona princeps (American pika), 516 nucleotides long. It is a transcript of the gene NDUFB7, whose product is annotated as NADH:ubiquinone oxidoreductase subunit B7. Lineage: Eukaryota; Metazoa; Chordata; Mammalia; Lagomorpha; Ochotonidae. Gene Ontology annotation, cellular component: mitochondrion. The transcript is spliced from 3 exons. The record is from RefSeq and is a predicted model, not a curated record. Bases 78 to 491 code for a protein of 137 amino acids.
GCAGCGGAAGGGCUGGACUUCCGAGCAGCCGCGGCGGGGUGACCCGGCUCCCGCGGGCACCUGCGGGCACAGCGGCCAUGGGCGCUCACCUGGCUCGGCGCUACGCGGGCGACCCCUGCGCGGAGCCCGACCCGCUGCGGAUGCCCACCUUCCCGCCGGACUACGGCUUCCCCGAGCGCAGGGAGCGCGAGAUGGUGGCCACGCAGCAGCAGAUGAGCGACGCGCAGCUGACGCUGGAGCAGCGGGACUACUGCGCGCACUACCUCAUCCGGCUGCUCAAGUGCAAGCGGGACUCUUUCCCCAACUUCCUGGCCUGCAAGCACGAGCAACAUGACUGGGACUACUGCGAGCACCUCGACUACGUGAAGCGCAUGAAGGAGUUCGAGCGCGAGCGGCGGCUGCUCCAGCGGAAGAAGCGGCGGGAGCAGCGGGAGGCGGCGGUGGCCAGCGGCCAGGGCUCCGGGGAGCUGGGCCCCGAGGUGGCCCUGUAGCCGCACCCUGGCCGCCCACCUUCCU